Molecule: messenger RNA, 2500 nt
Organism: Orbicella faveolata
Lineage: Eukaryota; Metazoa; Cnidaria; Anthozoa; Scleractinia; Merulinidae
Biological process (GO): regulation of transcription by RNA polymerase II
Cellular component (GO): nucleus
Molecular function (GO): RNA polymerase II cis-regulatory region sequence-specific DNA binding; DNA-binding transcription factor activity, RNA polymerase II-specific
Source: RefSeq, a predicted model, not a curated record
AAUCUCGAAGGUUUAGAACUCGUUAUUACAAGCAAGCAACGUGGAAUAGUUCUAAUGGAAGAGGAGGGUUCGCGGGGACAGAGGCGUUCGCGGAAACGUUCGCGAAGCGUAAGUUCGGAUGACUCAACCUCGUCGAAUUCGGAAAGAUCUAAAGAAAAAACAACGAACGGAUUUUGCAAUGGCUCGCGCAAGUUGAGCGAAGAUCCAGCUGUUUAUGCUCGACGAAUCCCUUAUUUCGGCGAGAAUUCGAUCAACGAUAUCUUGAAAGUGGUUUCUCUUCAGUCGUUUUCGAAUCCCCGCUUGUCGUUAUUGAACGAAGGCGAACGUGAUAGCCACAAGAUGGCCAAAGGAGAGUCAGAUUGCCAGUCUGACUCGAGUGAAGAAUUACCUCGUAAAGAGCGCUCCAGCUCAUCUAGCGAAGAUACAGUCGCGCCUUCUGGACAUUCACAUCUCGCUUUCCCGUCAGGUAAAUCUCGUGGCAGACGAGGAGAUUUGAAGAAUGGUAACUUAAGCGAAGGAGUUGGAAAAGAUCAAAGAUAUUGGGAGAAAAGACAACGGAAUAAUGCUUCCGCUAAGCGCUCCAGGGACGCGAGGCGCGUACGAGAACUUGAAACUCAGAUACGCGCUGAAUAUCUGGAGGACGAGAACUACCGUGUGAAGGUUGAAAACGAAGUUUUACGCGAAGAGAACGCUCGAUUGCUCAAAACCAUCGAAAGAUUAAAGAAUGCCAGCAACAAAGAUUGAAUUGACCUCAACAGAAAUAAGACUAUAUUUUGUACGUCGUUCGCAUUCCACCAGGCUAAAAGAAUUGACUUAAAUUGAUUAACAGUCGAACGAUUGUAUCGUUUGACUUCGUAAUACUUUCGUGGAGUCUUUCACGACAGACAAGUAUUAUAAUACGUUCAAUUGUACAUGUUUAGUUCGCGAGCAGGGUGUGUGACGCAACACGUCCAACGCCUCUACUACCUUCCCGCCGAGUUGAAUAUAUUAUUAUGUGUUCGCAGUCAUGGUUGGCGAUUUCGCUAUCCGAUUACAACCUCUGAUGUGCCCACCUCCUAUCAAAUGUAAUAUUUUACGCUGGUUCAGUUGUGUUAAGAGAAAUAUCUGGUAAGGUCCAACAAAUGUUACGCAUUUUUCAGUGACUCGAAAUGAAUUUCGAAACCGUCUACUCACGCAGUGGUCUCGUGCAGUCGCAAAUCGCGUGAUGGCGAAAAUGCCCGUGUACAUUUCGGGCAGACAACCUGAUAGAGGCACGUGCGUAGCUGAAAAUAUUAGCUUCCCAGAAACCGUCAAUAUAUAAGAUGGACACCUCUUUGAUAUAGGACGCAAGUUUACUUGUCUGAAAAGGAGAGGACAAAGCUUAGCACCUGGGAAAUGCUUUACACUCCGAAUAAUUUGCAUUUUCUCGAAGAGAUACUUAAACAGUCGGUCUGCUAUUUUUUGUCAGAUAACACAAGUGUUUAAGACAUCACUGUGUAUCAAAUAUGCAGUUUAUGAAAGCUAAAGCUCAUUAAAAAAAAUAUACAGGCAAAGAAAAGUUAUUCCGAGAGAACUGUUGAUAUGUAAGCUUUGAAUUUAUUGUUCAACAUUUUUUGAUGAAAAACAGCUGUGACGAAGUGUGGCCUUUGAAUUUCAUGAACAGAAAACUGUUGUCUUUAUAAUUUACAGUGUACAUAACUUCAACACUCUGGGAACUUCUAUUGUCACUUAAAAUAUAUCUGAAAUUGGGGAGACAGAGUCCUGUUGUCUUGUGAAAUUAGAUGCUUUAAAUAUCACACAAUUAUGCUUUGUUGAUACUGCAGCAUUGUAUUUCAUCACUCAAGCAAAGAGUUGUGAAAUGUUUCCCUCAAUCUCCAGUUCUAAGGAAUAGAUUGGAAUCUGCCAGAAAAAUAAUAGUAAAUUAUACGUAGCUACUUUAAAAUUUGAUUGUCAUAGACUCAAUAAGGAAAGUUUUAAAUGGGCUUUUAGUGUUUUGAACAUAACUUGGCCUGUUUGUUACAUGUCGUAGAAAUAACUAUGUUAUGUGGUUUGUUCAAAUCAAAAAUCUGAUACCACACUAAGAUGGUUGUCUCUUGGAGAACUUCCAAUAAAAUAGUUGCAGCUUUAGUUCAAUGUUUACUCUACCAUAACACAUCACUGAAACUCACACAUUCAGGGUGCGACAGCACAUCACGACAAUUUGAAAUAACCAAGUAAACAAGCUGAGUAGAAUUAAACUUGUGAAACUUUCCACUAGUCUUGGCAUAUUUUAAUGAAUCUUCAGUGUUUUUUUCCUAAUCAUGGUGCUGAAAAAAACUGUACAUAUAUCAGUCCUCUACCGCUGCAAUAAUAAGUUACUCUGAGAUAACUUGGUUAUGUCUUGUUUGUAAUGAUAUUAACAUCAACAUUGUACUUAAAUAACCUGACAGCAGACAUCUAGCUGAGAAAUGUUAUGCCCAGUGUGAGCACCUCAAAAGUGAAGUGAACAAAUGUUGAAAUAAAGUUACAAAGUCACCUCAAA